AUGUCGUUCACACCAGACGAGCCGAGUGAGGUCCUCUUCGCCGAGAAGACCUACCUGCAGGGAACCGUCCUGACUGGCGUAUCCUAUGGCGCGCUUUUCAUGCUGUACUGCAUUACCAUGCAUCUUCUCUGGGAUCGGAGGCAUCGUCACGCUCCGGGCAACACUUUUUACAUGAUCUACGCGACGUUCAUCCUGAUCUUCAAUACGCUCAAUGUCGCGGGUGAUACCUCUUUCGCUCAACUCGCCUUCAUCGACAAUCGCAACUAUCCGGGUGGUCCAUCUCAGUAUGAGAACGACUUCUACUUUGAGACGCUCAACACGAUGUGCAACGUUUCGUACAUGCUCGGCAAUUGGCUCGCUGAUGGGCUCAUGCUCUAUCGUAUCUGGAUUAUCUUCAGGGGAUCGAAGCAGCCCAUGUGGUUGGUCAUGGCGCUCCCGUCUCUUCUUUACGCCGGAGCAUGGGCCAUGGGAGUAUUACUUCUCAUCCAGCUCUCGCGCUCUUCGCCGUGGGGAUCCGCGUCGUCCAUUAACUGGAUUAUCCCCUUCUUCUCCAUGUCGUUGGCCUUCAACAUCAUCGUCACGAUUGCGAUUGUCGCAAGGCUCUAUUACUUCCGUCGCUCGAUGCUGGCCGCAUUCCCCGGUAACGCCCACGGAGACCAUUACACGAACAUCGCAGCCGUCAUGAUCGAGUCGUCUGUCAUCACUGCGGCAGCGACUCUUCUUUGCCUGGUGCCACUCGUCCGGGGUAACGCCGUGGCCAACGUCUUCCUGCAGCCUCUGGGCGAGAUCCAGUCUGUCGCCACGCUUCUCAUCAUCUACCGCAUCGCUAUCGGACGUGGAUGGUCGACGGAGACAACCGCGACGCUUCUCACCACGGCGCACGACCCCGAGGCGGCGGCUUCUGGCGCGAACGUCGGUGGCCGGGAACGUCAUGGCUUGUUCAACAGGCGCGCGACGGUCGCUACGCAGGGUUCGAACAUGACGCGCGUCGGCACGUCCACUAAUGCGUCGCUCAACCGCGACGAGACGAAGGGAGAUUUUGAGGAUGAUGUGAAGUCAUGA
Peniophora sp. CBMAI 1063 is the source of this 1062-nucleotide messenger RNA. The record is from the annotation of a GenBank genome assembly. NCBI's taxonomy places the organism in Eukaryota, Fungi, Basidiomycota, Agaricomycetes, Russulales, Peniophoraceae.